Molecule: messenger RNA, 360 nt
Organism: Chaetomium globosum CBS 148.51
Lineage: Eukaryota; Fungi; Ascomycota; Sordariomycetes; Sordariales; Chaetomiaceae
Exons: 3
Coding region: 1-360 (119 amino acids)
Source: RefSeq, a predicted model, not a curated record
AUGCAUCUCGCGGUUCCCAUUCAACUGUUCAUUGUUGCCCUAGCAGCGACUCAGUCCUCGGCCUCUCCGCCAGCCGCCCCCAUUUCGAAUGGAGUCGAAACUCGCACUGCUCACGGCGCCGUGGAGAAGCGCAGCUUUUGGAACGUGCACCGAAUGCUAUAUCGGUGGUGCCAUCGGCAACCCUUUGUUGAUGUCGGGAACUAUGGAUACAGCUGCCAGAACACUCAAGUUAGAGAAUGUGAUGGUGUCUGGUAUAUCAGCGCCGUAUGCACGCGGGUCGACGGCGAGAAUGUGGUGACCGCGACGACCUUGACAAACAUCCACAAUCGUGACGACCUUCUUGUUUGCGAUGGCUUCUAA